AAAAGAUUGCGUUGCAGAAUAUUGACAUUCCACAAAUUAAAUAAAGCAAUCCUAUUCUAACAAAAUCUUUCCCAAAUUUGUACAAUCGAUCCUAUUGAUAACGUUUUGCAAAUUUUAAUUCUAGAGAUAUGUUAGUUAACAUAGCAAAAAGUGAAGUUGUGGGCUUAUCGCAGCAGGGACACUUAUUAUUUAUGAGCUUUAUCUCUUAUCUGAUGCUUAAUUCACGCAAAAUAUCAAAAAUAUCGUGCUAAGCAAGCUGGCGCUUGUGGUGGGCCAAUGUUUUCUAAAAAUAUGACCUAAAUUACAAACAAUUGGACAAAAACGGAAUUAAAAUGAAGGAUGGCUUCGCUAUUGGUGCUUAACGGACCUAAAAGAAUUUUUCGUACAGUCGUAGGGAUCUCAAUUUGGACUUUAGUGCAAUCAUUUUUACAUCUAAGCUGGAUUAUUUACUCGUACUAUUCGACCAUCUGUAAAGUGAAACCAUCAUGUUACGAUAUUGUUUUUAUUUAUUUAACUUAUUUUUAUAACAAGAACUGCGGUUCAAUAGACAUAAAAAGUCAAGGCGUCUUUUUCAAUAAUACCGACCAAGAUAAUGCCGAAAAUGGACAAUUGGUAAACCAUACGGUAUCCGAAGUGUUGUACACAUUUUUAAAGGCGACACUGGAAAAUGCCACUUUACCCGAAACGUCGCCCCACCUGGAGAGGGCUAAUACUUACCUGUUGUUGUUUAUUGUUGCAGAUGUUAUUUGGAUAACAACCGCCUUGUUCCUUUUAGUGGGCGCCUUCAUAAAACUGGAAAAAUAUUGGUUUCUAAUUUCUUACGGCCCCUAUUUAGUCACCACCGCUUACAUUGUGUUCUUAGACGUCGUAUCUGCGGUGCACUUCGGUCUGGAUAUGGUACACAUUCAUAGCUACAGCACAUGGUUGAAAUUUAUUGGGGCUGUCAACUACAAAGAAUUUGAAUACUUCAACGUGCACAACAGCUCAAAAUUUGUGACGGCACUGCCGCCGUCGGUGAUGGCGACUCUAUUUUCCAGAUUUUUCAUCGCUUGGAUAGCAAACGUGUUGUGCUUUUUUAUUAUUUUGUUUCUCUUAUCUGCUGUCUACCCGGAAAAGAGAGGGGCGCUCUUGAGACGUGGCAGCAAGAGUUUGGCGUCAGGCUUAAGCACAUCAGAGGCACGAAUUAGAAAUUGGCAACAAUUUUAUGGAGCGGUCGGUGCAAACAGCACUAUGGCAUCGGCAAACUCUGCAUCGGGCGAGACUUACCACGUUCCUAACUUGUAUACCGACCUCAACUCCAAUGAGAACGAGAACGCGAUAAGGAACUCUGAUCUCGACAGCAGAAACACAGACGAUGAAUUUCAGGGGCCGUCGCAUUUUUCGAACCACUACCGAAAAUCUGAAAAUUACGAUCCGGUUAUGGUGGCAGAUGAAGCAAAUAGCAUUUAUAACAAAUUUCUUGGAGUUGAAAAAAGCUUGACUACAUUUUCCGACCGCUUUCAGAAUAAACGCAAUAAGGAUCCCGUAUUAAGAGGACAUAUUCCCUGGUCUUAUAUAAAACCGCAGGAUAUCAAAAAACGAGGAGUGAUUUUUCAAGAACCAGCAGCUCAAAGUACACGUCUCUGAACAGCCAGUCUGACAAUUUCUUGUAAUUUUUACUUUAUUUUUAGAAUAAAUUUUAUAUCGAAAUGUGUG
This is a messenger RNA of Cylas formicarius (sweet potato weevil), 1695 nucleotides long. RefSeq lists its product as uncharacterized. Lineage: Eukaryota; Metazoa; Arthropoda; Insecta; Coleoptera; Brentidae. The coding region runs from base 340 to 1626 and encodes 428 amino acids. The transcript is spliced from 10 exons. The record is from RefSeq and is a predicted model, not a curated record.